Messenger RNA from Budorcas taxicolor (takin), 1134 nucleotides. It is a transcript of the gene ACKR1, whose product is annotated as atypical chemokine receptor 1 (Duffy blood group). Gene Ontology annotation, biological process: chemokine-mediated signaling pathway; regulation of chemokine production; inflammatory response. The record is from RefSeq and is a predicted model, not a curated record. Lineage: Eukaryota; Metazoa; Chordata; Mammalia; Artiodactyla; Bovidae. The coding region runs from base 92 to 1084 and encodes 330 amino acids. The transcript has 2 exons. Gene Ontology annotation, molecular function: C-C chemokine binding. Gene Ontology annotation, cellular component: membrane.
CUUCAUUAGUCCCUGGCGCUUAUCUUGGAACCACAGCCACUGACAGAACUACCCCAGCCCAUCUCUCUGCCGCCCUGCACCCAGCAGCGUCAUGGGGAACUGUCUUUACCGGGUGGCUGAUGACAACUCCACCAACUUGGCCUUUAAAGAGGAAGAUUGGAGAGACUUUUCAGAGGACUACUAUCCAGACUAUAAUGAGACCGACGUGGAAGCAGCUGCGCCCUGCCACUCCUGCCCGCUGCUCGACUACUCCUCCCUGCCCUUCUUCAUCCUUGUCAGCGUCCUGGGCAUCCUGGCUAGUGGGACCGUCCUCUAUGCGCUUCUCAGACCUCUGUUCCGCUGGCAGCUCUACCAGGACAGGCCUACCCUGGUGCAGCUGGCUGCGGGCAGUGCCCUCUUCAGCAUCGUGGUGCCCAUCCUGGCACGGGGGCUCAGUGGGGCUCUCAUCACCUCCCUGUGCCACCUGGCUCAGUUGGUCGCCUAUGGCUCAGCCUUUGCUCAAGCUCUGCUGAUAGGGUACCAUGCCUGCCUGGGCCCCCAGCUGGGUGCAGGCCAAGUCCCAGGCCUCAGGCUGGGGAUUACUGUGGGACUUUGGGGAGUGGCUGCCCUCCUGUCACUACCAGUCAUGCUGGGCAGUGACACUUCCCAAGGACUCUGCAUUGUGACCUUCAGCGGCAAGUGGGAAAUGUUGCGGUAUAUACACACUGCAGCCUGCUUUGUCAUCUUUGUCUUGUUGCCACUGGGUUUGUUGGGAACCAAGGGGCUGAAGAUGGUGCUGGGCAGGGCGCCAUGCCCAUGGGUUGAUGGCUUGUGGGUCUGGUUCAUUUUUUGGUGGCCUCAGGGCAUGGCUCUGGGAUUGGACUCCCUAGUGAGGUCCAGGGCCAUAGUGCUGUCAACAUGUCCAGUCCAGCAGGCCCUGGACAUGCUGCUGGAUGUGGCAGAAGCCCUGGCAAUAUUGCACUGUGUGGCGACACCCCUGCUCCUUGCCUGGGUCUGCUACAAGGCCACUCACACCUCCCCACCCUCCCUGCCUCUGCCUACAACACAGACUUCUCAUCUGGACACCCUUGGAGGCAAAUCCUAGCUCUCUGCCCACCUGUCAACCUGAAUUAAAGUCUACGCUGUUUUUUGUUA